Molecule: messenger RNA, 676 nt
Organism: Aspergillus sclerotioniger CBS 115572
Lineage: Eukaryota; Fungi; Ascomycota; Eurotiomycetes; Eurotiales; Aspergillaceae
Exons: 4
Coding region: 188-568 (126 amino acids)
Source: RefSeq, a predicted model, not a curated record
CCAACGGCCGAUGUUGUCAGUAUACGAUCACAUCGGAGCAACUAAUAGGUGAGCAUGUGAGACUGCUCAGAGUAUGCAGAAAUCUUGCUGGCUCAUGAUACAAGUCCAAUUGCAGUCAUCCAUAUGAUCUAUCCUGAACCACACUGGCCCAUCUAUUCCGUCCCUAGUUUUUGGUCCACCAUAAAUCAUGCAGCUCAAAGCCGGUAGAUUCGGUCUGGUCAAGCUCCUGUCACCUCUGCUAUUUUCUCAGCAGGCAAUAUCCCAGGUUUCGCUCACCUACGACACUAGCUGCACAUUUGGUUGCCAGGAUGUCCCUUACGAAGGAGACUGCGUGACAGCUAAUUGUGGAGACAACGUGAUAGGAGGGGCUAGUAUCGGAGAUGCCAGUUGCGACUUCUAUUAUGGUUGGUGGUGCUCUGAGGGGACCUUCGAUGUUUCAAUCGGUCCCGAGACUUGUUAUAAUAUACCAAGCUUUGGCGGACCGUAUCCGAUCGCCGAAUUCUCGGUGAAGUGCUAUCCAGCUGAAUAUUCAGGCCCACGCCGGCCCAAUGAGCUACGGAAGCAGUAGGAAGGAGGGAUGCCCGGCAUUUCUGUUUGAUUUUCAGGUAAUCUUUUGCACAGGGUAUAGGAGGUUUUGGUCUAUCGAUUACGUUAGCUAGUUGAUCCUAAAGACGAG